Zygosaccharomyces rouxii is the source of this 1383-nucleotide messenger RNA. It is a transcript of the gene LAT1, whose product is annotated as dihydrolipoyllysine-residue acetyltransferase. The coding region runs from base 1 to 1383 and encodes 460 amino acids. The record is from RefSeq and is a predicted model, not a curated record. Gene Ontology annotation, cellular component: pyruvate dehydrogenase complex. Gene Ontology annotation, molecular function: dihydrolipoyllysine-residue acetyltransferase activity. NCBI's taxonomy places the organism in Eukaryota, Fungi, Ascomycota, Saccharomycetes, Saccharomycetales, Saccharomycetaceae. Gene Ontology annotation, biological process: pyruvate decarboxylation to acetyl-CoA. The transcript has a single exon.
AUGUCAGCCCUCAUUAGAGCAGCAGUCCCCAGAGUUGCAAGAAUCUCAUUGGCAUCGAGAUUAGCAUUGAGAUGUUACGCUUCCUAUCCAGCUCAUACCGUUAUCGGUAUGCCAGCUCUAUCACCAACUAUGGCUCAAGGUAACUUGGCCCAAUGGUCAAAGAAAGAAGGUGAGCAAAUUGGUGCAGGUGAUGUUCUUGCAGAAAUUGAAACUGAUAAGGCAACCAUGGAUUUUGAAUUUCAAGACGAAGCUUAUUUAGCAAAAAUUUUAGUUCCUGAAGGUACCAAGGAUAUUCCUAUCGGUAAACCAAUUGCAGUCACUGUGGAAGACGGUGGUGAUGUUGACGCAUUCAAGGACUUCAAAGUGGAAGAAUCAGCUCCAAAGGAGGAACCAAAGAAGGAAGAACCAAAGAAGGAGGAAUCUUCAGCUGAUGCUAAACCAACACCAGCACCUUCUCAAAGCGCUUCAAAGGUCGCUGCCCCACCAACUGACAGAAUUGUUGCAUCCCCAUUGGCCAAGACUAUCGCUUUGGACAAGGGUAUCUCUUUGAAGAGCGUGAAUGGUACCGGUCCUAAUGGUAGAAUCACAGCCAGCGAUGUGGAAGCAUUCUUGUCCAAGGCUCCUGCUGCUGGUGCAGGUGGUGCUGCCGGUGCUUCCUCUGCAUCCGGUGCUGCUACUGAGACUUACGAGGAUGAGCCAAUUUCUAACAUGAGAUCUAUCAUCGGUAGACGUCUAUUGGAAUCCACUCAAUCAAUUCCUUCAUACAUUGUUUCCUCUGAUAUUUCUGUAUCCAAAUUGUUGAAAUUGAGAAAAUCCCUAAAUGCUUCCGCUAAAGAUCAAUACAAACUAUCUAUUAAUGACAUUUUGAUCAAGGCUAUUACCGUUGCCGCAAGACGUGUUCCUGAUGCUAAUGCCUACUGGUUGCAAGAUCAAGGUAUCAUUAGAUCUUUUAAGAAUGUCGAUGUUUCCGUUGCAGUUGCCACUCCAACCGGUCUAUUGACUCCAAUUAUCAAGAACGCCGAAUCUAAGGGUUUGGUUUCCAUCUCUGGUGAAGUUAAAGAAAAGGUUGCUCGUGCAAAGAUUAACAAAUUGAAACCAGAAGAAUUCCAAGGUGGUACCAUCUGUAUCUCUAACAUGGGUAUGAACAACGCUGUUUCUUUGUUUACUUCCAUUAUUAACCCACCACAAUCUACUAUCUUGGCUGUUUCUACCGUUAAAAGAGUUGCUGUGGAAGAUGCUGGCGCUGAAAAUGGUAUCUCUUUCGAUGACCAAAUGACUAUCACUGGUACUUUUGAUCACAGAACCAUCGAUGGUGCUAAAGGUGGUGAAUUCAUGAGACAAUUGAAGAAUGUCGUUGAGAACCCAUUGGAACUGCUAUUGUAA